UCAACCCCGGUUCAAAAAAACAAAGAAAGAAUUUUUCCCACAUAUUCUGACUGCUCACCACCCGGUUCUCGCCGCCGCCGCCGCCGCUUCCCCCGGCUCGCCGGAACCCUAGGACCCAGGCGCCGUCGCCGGACGCGCGGCUGCCGCCAUGACCGGGACAACUUGGAUAAUUGAUGGCCAAAGAUUUGCCACCAAAAUAAAAAAUGCUUCUGGGCCUUCAGAUCCCAGUAAACAGAAAUGGAUGAGUAACCCAAGUAAAGAGUGCCCGAAGUGCAGCCAUGUCAUUGAUAACAGCGAUGUUGUUCACCAGUGGCCCGGUUUGCCUAAAGGUGUAAAAUUUGAUCCGUCUGACCAGGAAUUGCUUUGGCACUUGUUGGCAAAACAUGGAAAAUCUGGUAUAAAACCUCAUCCAUUCAUUGAUGAAUUUAUUCCAACGGUUGAGGGAGAAGAUGGCAUCUGCUACACUCAUCCACAGAAACUUCCAGGUGUUAAGCAAAAUGGAAGUGUAUCACACUUCUUCCACAGAACAUUUAGAGCCUAUAACACUGGCACUAGGAAGCGUCGAAAGAUAAACACCGAUGAUCUUGCAGAUGUUCGUUGGCACAAGACAGGCAAGACAAAGCCAGUAUUAGUUGAAGGAAAGCACCUCGGCUGUAAGAAAAUAAUGGUGCUUUAUACGAGCACUACAAAGGGUGGGAAGGCUGAGAAAACCAAUUGGGUGAUGCACCAGUACCACCUAGGCACUGGGGAGGAUGAGAAAGAGGGUGAAUAUGUUGUCUCUAAAUUAUUUUUUCAGCAGCAAUUUAAACCUGGGGAGAAGAAUGCUCAAGAGCUAACCACAGCGGAUGGUUUAGAAUCAAUGGCUGCUGAAGCAGACAUUCCUGAUUUCACUACAUUGCCCUCUGAAGAACUUGUUGGUACAAUCCAAGAAAUUGCUCAGAAUCCAGACCAUAAUCCUUAUCAGGUUAAUGAAAACUGUGAAAUAAACAUUCAAGAGAAUGCUGCUGAAGAGACUGUUGUCCUCCCACCCUCUGAGAAACCAGAGGGUGGAGAUAACCCCCAAUCACAAGAUCCCAAGUUGUGGGAAGGUGAGUCCCAGUUUGAACUGUUAGACUCUCAGCAGCUGGCAGAAGGACUCGCUCUGUGCGAUGAGUUCCUCCUGAGUCAGUCUCAGACCUCCUGUGGUGGCGGAGAUGAACCCAGAGCGAUAAAGCCUCGCUUGGCUGUUUAUGCCCAACUGCCCACAGAGGACUUCAAGAAAGAUUUGGAAGAGUGUCAGCGGUUGGAGCCCUCAGAUACUGUGAAUCUUGAGCUUGACAACACAACUGAGUUUCGACUGAGCCAAAUUGAUUUUUCACAGGACAGCUUUACAACAUGGGCUGGCGGCAAGAUUAUUGAUGACUGACGCUGCUCCAACGCACUCGAGGUGCCAUUUUGUACAUGAUGAAGAAACAGCCGAUCCCUUUUCUGACACUGAACCGUGCACCAACGGUAGUCUCGACUUUGUGGUGACUGGUGAAGUACUUAUUUUGUCAGAGAGACCUGAACGAAAUCCGCUGACUCUUCGAGGGGAAGGAAAGCCGGUACCUUUUGCAAUGUGUUCGUCUCAUGCGUAUGAAUUGUACUCCCUCCGUUCCAUGUAGGUGAUUUUGGCUUUUCUAGGUUCAUAGAUAUUAUUAUGCAUCUAGACAAACACUAUAUCUAGAUGCAUAGUAAAAAUUAUGUAGCUAAAAAAGCCAAAACGAUCUACAAUUUGGAAAUUUGGAACAGAGGGAGUACUAAAGAACUCAUACCGCCGACUGCUGAGUACGGUUCAAAAUAGCCUUGGUUGCAUGAGCUUGUAAAUUACAAUUGUAAUAUCCUCAUUUUAUUUGACAGUCUCACCGUGAACCAUUUUCUUGUAAAAGCCUGUUUGGAAGACUACUAAUUCUACUAAUUCUAGGAUUUAUUGAGAUUU
Molecule: messenger RNA, 1957 nt
Organism: Setaria italica (foxtail millet)
Lineage: Eukaryota; Viridiplantae; Streptophyta; Magnoliopsida; Poales; Poaceae
Product: SUPPRESSOR OF GAMMA RESPONSE 1
Exons: 6
Coding region: 149-1405 (418 amino acids)
Biological process (GO): regulation of DNA-templated transcription
Cellular component (GO): nucleus
Molecular function (GO): DNA-binding transcription factor activity; transcription cis-regulatory region binding
Source: RefSeq, a predicted model, not a curated record